AAUUAAAACCAAUUAAAUUCUUUAAUACUAUUUUCAAAAAUACUCGUUAAACUACUUAUCUCAAAAUGGAACACACCAAACCAGAAGCAACAAGUGAAACUACAUCGUGAACGGUGACCCACUUGGAAGUUUAAAACCCCACAAAACAAUCCGUGCUACCCAUAAUCCUUUUUUUCGCAAUGCCCUCCACAUCCUAGGACCCGAACCCAAAAAUGUCGAACGUAAAGAAACCGCUGAGCAACAAAAUCAGCGGCGAUUCGGGCGCCGGAAUCCUACCGCCCAGAUACCAACCGCCCCCCAUGCCCAACGGCCAAGGCAUCCUCAAACACGCUCCCCCGGACCCAUCGAAGAAGCCCCACAAACCCAACGACAACGCCAAGACUCUCGUAUACCCCAACGAACAGACCAAACCCUACAACCAACCGAUAGUAAGAAUGCACCCGUUGCACCAACGCCACCCGCUCGACGAGGCGAAAGCCGCCCAACUGCAGUUUCCACCGACGAGGCCCGAAGAACCGGCCGUUCCGCAGAUCCACCUCGACCUCAGGCAGCGCCAACCGGACGAUUUCCAGCGCUCCGAUAUGUUCAAAUUCCCAAGGAAACCCGACGACCAGCGAUUCGUCGAUCCCAACCGGCAAUUCCAGGCCGUACUGUUGGAACUGCGCUCCGUCAAAGAAGCCAACCAGCAUCUGGCCGAUGACAAUCAGGAACUGAGAGAUUUGUGUUGCUUUUUAGACGACGAUAGACAGAAAGGUAGGAAAUUGGCGAGGGAAUGGCAACGGUUCGGCCGUUACACGGCCAGCGUGAUGCGCCAAGAGGUGUCGGCCUAUCAAAGUAAGCUGCGCGAAUUGGACGACAAGCAACAGGAAUUGAUCAAAGACAACUUGGAAUUGAAGGAGUUGUGUUUGUAUUUGGACGAGGAGCGAGGCAACGGAGCCGUGUGUCCGAAUUGCGGUACUAACACGACCGGUGGGAACCUACGAGACGAUGGAGACGGAUCGAGUUCGAGCACGAACGCCGACGAACCGGCGGUACCGCAACAAUUCAACGGUACCAAUCCACAAAGGAGAUCGGAGAGCAGGGAGAGGAUGUUGCACGAGAGCUUGGCUAGGCAACGGAACACUUUCAACGAUCAAAUAAUGCAGUACGUGCGAAGCUUGGAGCAGCGCGUGAAGCAACUGGAAGACGACAAGAGGGCGCUGACGCACAAAAUCAAUCAGAUAGCAGCACAAACCGGCGAUGCUAGUUUGGCGGCGCCUCAGGAGGCGGGGGCGGGCGCGUUGACGGGCCGACCGGAGGCGGUGGUUAGGGCGCUUCAAGUGUUGGAGGUGCGCGAGCAACUGGAACGGGAGAGUCACGAGUUGUGCGGCGAGAAUAUGUCGGAUGCCCUAUCGCAGGAUAUGGACGAAGGGGAGAAGGCGCUCGUGAGGGAAAUGUGCAACGUCGUUUGGAGGAAAUUGGAGGAUCCCGCUUCGACGAGGAGAUGA
Phyllotreta striolata is the source of this 1487-nucleotide messenger RNA. The record is from the annotation of a GenBank genome assembly. Lineage: Eukaryota; Metazoa; Arthropoda; Insecta; Coleoptera; Chrysomelidae.